AUGGAUUCAGUUAUACCAGAUAUUAUGCAAUCAUUUAAUAAAUUAUCAGAACAGUCUUUAAAGUUUGCAAUAGAGUCAAUUAAAGAGUUUAGUAAUGGUUUGGUCAGUGAAAAUGCAACAAGUUCAACAACUACAUCAACUUCAACAACUACUACAGAUGAUAGAAAGCAAUUACUACCAAUUAUUGAAUCUAGUAUUUGGGAUGAAGCAUAUAGCUGGUUAAAGCAAAUUCCUGCAGGUGAAAGUAUUUCAAAGCAUUUCAAUUGUAAAAUAGAUGAUGUUCCAGCUACUUUAAAGAGAUACAAUAGUUUAAAAUUAUUUUUAGAGAGUUUGCCAGAUGAACAAAUUAAAGAAAUCUUUGUACAUUUAUCAUUGGAAAAUUUAGAAACCAAAGGCUUUAAUAAAAUAGAUAUGAUUCCAAAGAUUGAAGAAGAAAUGAUGAUGCAAGGUAUUUUCAAAUUAUUAUUUAGACUCAAUAAAAAGACAUUAGAAAGUUUUUCUCAAGAUUUAAAGAUUAAGUUCACAGAUAACAUACCAAGUGUUUGUGACUCAAUUAUGAGUACAAUGUAUGAUUUAGAAGAGUCUCCCGAGAUUCAACAACCAUCUACAACUACAACAACAACUACCACAACCACAACAACAUCACCAACAACCCCAGUUAAAGAGAAUAAUGACUCUAACAAUAAUACAACAACAACCUCACCAACUUCGGGCACUUUAACUCCAGAGAAAAAAGAAACCCCAACUAAAUCUAAAAAAGGAACUCCAAUGAAAGCACCAACUAAAAAGCAACCGGGAACACCAAAUGGAGCGGUGACAACCUCGGCCUCUCCAUCUAAAAAUUCAACAAAUACAAAUACUGUACAAUCAGCAAACUCAAAUACAACAUCCCCAACCUCUUCAUCAGGAACAGGGGCAGAGUCAACUACUUCAGCAAAUAAUACAAAUGUCACUACUACACCACCAGCUAAUAAUAAGAAAAAAGUAAGAUCAUCUUUAGAUAAACCAUCAUCUGAUUUACCAUUAACACCAACGUUACCAGGAAAAAGAGAAAGAAAACCUGUUCCUAUUGACCCUCUACUCCAACCAGCUUCAUCCAAAUCAAACUCACCACCAACUACAACCACCACAACAACCAAACCAAAAGCAGCAACAGCUAAACCAAAAGCAAAAAUAACAGCAAAAACACCAGCACAACCUAAAAAAGCAACAAGUAAAAAAAUAGCAGCUAAAAGAAAGAGAAUAGAAGAGGAAGAAGAGGAAGAAGAAGGAGAGGAAAAUGUAGAGGAAGAGGAAGAGGAAAUAAUAGAAGAGGAAGAAGAAAAUAUAAACGAUAAUGAUGAUGACGAACAGGAAAUGGAUUAUAAGACCAACAACUACAAUAAUAAUAUGAGCAAUAUUGAAUAUUUAAAUGGUGAGCCAAGAGGCUACUAUGAAGAUGAGGGCAAAAAGAAAUGGGUGUGCCCACCUCUAGAAUACAUUAAAAAAGGCGUCGAAAGAUCUUACCUCCAAAAUGAAUUUAAUCUCUCAGACUUGAUAGAGUUUUGCAAACUUCACAACUUACCAAAGAAUAAAACAAAAUCAAAAACAAUUAAAAUAAUCGUUGAUUUCAUAGAGAGUGGUAUUGUUCCACCCCAAGCAGGCGGUAAAAAGAAAAAGAAAGGAGGUGUUACAAAUAAAAAAUCAAAGGAAUCAUCAGAGGCCACAGAAACCACUACUGCCUAA
Molecule: messenger RNA, 1725 nt
Organism: Dictyostelium purpureum
Lineage: Eukaryota; Evosea; Eumycetozoa; Dictyosteliales; Dictyosteliaceae
Exons: 1
Coding region: 1-1725 (574 amino acids)
Source: RefSeq, a predicted model, not a curated record